GACAAUUUAAACCAUUCUAGUGCUGUCCGGCCAAAACAGAGUGUUCAUUUCAGCGGUCUCUGUCCUGGUGUGUAGGUCAUUUUGGUAAGAAGACAGAGAUUCCCAACUGGGAUUGGCUCACAAGCUCUGUUUUCAAACUGGGUCUCACUCCAAACCUGCAAUGGAGAGAUAAUGGCUUAAACCACGGAAGUUUGGCCCAAUUCGGCUUUAUUUACUGUAUUGAAGCAGCAAGGAAUUGGUUCAGUCUGUGUGAUUUGCUGUAAUUUAUGAUGUCAGUCUCGGAGAAAUCUCGGCCGAGCUCGUCUGCUUCUUCUUCAUCUUCAGUUUCAGUCAAUGAAUUUGAUCCAUUGCUGAAAGAUUUGAAUGAGAAGAAGCAGAGCUUUCGCCGGAACGUGGUGUCGUUGGCGUCGGAGCUGAAGCAGGUUCGGAGCCGCUUAGCUUCUCAAGAGCAAUCAUAUGUUAGAGAAACUCUCACAAGACAGGAAGUAGAGACAAAAGCUAAAAACAUGGAAGAGGAGAUUGGUAGAUUGCAGAAGAGAUUGGAACAAAGAAAUGUGCAGCUUGAGGAUUCCACAUCUAAAACUGAAAAGAAGUGCCUCACAGAGUUGGAUGGUCUGAGAUCACAACUUGCAGCCACUCAAGCAACUGCAGAUACUAGUGCUGCAUCAGCUCAAUCGGCACAGCUCCAAUGUCUAGCACUUGUAAAGGAAAUAGAUCAAAAGAAUUGUUCCUUGAAAGAGCAAGAUGAACGUAUAAUUAGGCUAGGAGAGCAAUUAGACACACUACAGAAGGAUCUUCAGGCAAGAGAGUCUUCGCAAAAGCAACUGAAAGAUGAUGUUCUGAGAAUUGAGCAGGACAUUAUGCAGGCUGUUGCACAAGCGGGGGUGAACAAGGAUUGUGAGCUGAGGAAAAUAUUAGAUGAAGUUUCUCCAAAGAAUAUUGAGAGGCUUAAUAAUCUUUUAGUUAUAAAGGAUGAAGAAAUAGGAAAACUGAAAGAUGAAAUCAGGAUAAUGUCCGCUCACUGGACGCUCAAAACUAAGGAGUUAGAAGCACAGUUGGAGAGACAACGGCGAGCUGAUCAGGAACUGAAAAAGAGGGUAUUGAAAUUGGAGUUCUGCCUUCAGGAAGCUCGAGCUCAAACAAGAAAGCUUCAAAGGAUGGGGGAGCGAAGAGACAAAGCUCUGAAAGAGCUCAGAGACCAGUUACAACAACAGGGUGCAAGUGGAGCUUCAUCUGCCGAAAGACCAAACUUUUGGGAAACCUCUGGUUUCAAAAUCGUGGUUUCCAUGUCGAUGUUCGUCUUGGUUGUCUUCUCAAAGCGAUGAAAUAGUUGCUGUAUAACUGCUCUGUAUAAAAAGUAUGAAACUUUAGUUUUAGUCGAGGAAUUAGGAAUAGCUGCAGAGGGCAUUUUGCUUGUAGAACUGCAAAUGCAUAUCGUAGAGCUUCUCCUUAUGUAUGAUCAGUAGCAGGGACUCAUUUUUUUCUCCCGUUGAACCACAUUGUUAGUGUAUGUAUGGAUAUUGAAUCUGUGUAUGGCAUUGUGGCCUCUACAUUGAACUCUGCAUUAUAGUAGCAAGUUUCAUAUUGAUAGA
Molecule: messenger RNA, 1592 nt
Organism: Rosa chinensis
Lineage: Eukaryota; Viridiplantae; Streptophyta; Magnoliopsida; Rosales; Rosaceae
Product: nuclear envelope-associated protein 2
Exons: 7
Coding region: 267-1325 (352 amino acids)
Source: RefSeq, a predicted model, not a curated record